Molecule: messenger RNA, 559 nt
Organism: Impatiens glandulifera
Lineage: Eukaryota; Viridiplantae; Streptophyta; Magnoliopsida; Ericales; Balsaminaceae
Product: histone H2A.6
Exons: 2
Coding region: 60-464 (134 amino acids)
Cellular component (GO): nucleosome
Molecular function (GO): protein heterodimerization activity; DNA binding; structural constituent of chromatin
Source: RefSeq, a predicted model, not a curated record
AAACCCUCAAAUUCUCUCUCCUUCAAUCGUUCAUUUCAAUCCUCUUCUUCAUCAUAUCAAUGGCUGGUCGAGGCAAAACCCUAGGUUCCGCAACAGCGAAGAAAGCUACAUCAAGGAGUAGCAAAGCCGGUCUUCAAUUUCCCGUCGGUCGUAUCGCUCGUUUCCUGAAAGCCGGUAAAUUCGCCGAACGUGUUGGCGCCGGUGCUCCUGUUUAUCUCGCUGCCGUCCUUGAAUACUUAGCCGCUGAGGUUUUGGAAUUGGCUGGAAAUGCUGCGAGAGAUAAUAAGAAAACUAGGAUUGUGCCUAGACAUAUUCAACUUGCUGUGAGGAAUGAUGAAGAACUUAGUAAGCUUCUUGGAGAUGUUACGAUUGCUAAUGGAGGUGUUAUGCCGAAUAUUCAUAAUCUUCUUCUUCCAAAGAAGGCUGGAGGAUCUUCAAAACCUGCUGCUGAUGAAGAUGAAUGAAUGAGUAGUGGUUUGAAUUAGGGUUUAUGUUAUUUUUGUUUCUUUUUAUUUAGUGUGUAUUCUGUUCUAUCUAUCUAUCUAUGAAAAUUUUAGUU